Molecule: messenger RNA, 1401 nt
Organism: Penicillium brevicompactum
Lineage: Eukaryota; Fungi; Ascomycota; Eurotiomycetes; Eurotiales; Aspergillaceae
Exons: 3
Coding region: 1-1401 (466 amino acids)
Biological process (GO): ceramide biosynthetic process
Cellular component (GO): membrane
Molecular function (GO): sphingosine N-acyltransferase activity
Source: RefSeq, a predicted model, not a curated record
AUGGCAGACGUACAACCUCAUCCCGUCGAGCGCAAGGAGCGCAAUGCCUACCUCUCUUCCCCUCGAGUCAAAGAAACCACCUUUCGCGAAUGGGUCGUGGCCAACCAGAUCGGAAUCUCCAUGACCACCCUGGCUAUGUUGCUGGCUCUGCAUAACCUCUACCCCUCUCUCCGUCCCUAUACCGCGCCCUUCUUCCAGCUGUCCUACUACAACGAAUCGACGGGUUCCUACGUGCAAGGCUGGGACGAUGUUUACUUCGUCUUCAGUGCCACUGUCGCUCUCACCGGAAUCCGUGCUAUUGCGAUUGAAUGGGUGAUGCAGCCCAUUGCGAAGGCCGCGGGUUUGAAGCGCAAGAAUGCCACUCGCAUCGCCGAGCAGGGUUGGAUGGCAAUGUACUAUGGUUUUAUCUGGGUGGUUGGAUUGGUGAGUUUGGCCCGUGGAUUUGGUACUAUGGUGGCACGUAGAUCAUGGCUGACGGGUUGUUUUGACAGUACCUGUGGAAGACUUCCUACUACUGGGGGGGAUUUUGCCGCGAUGUGGUCUCAGUGGCCUGCGCGUCCGCUAUCCGGUUUGAUGAAGUGGUAUCUUCUGGUUGAGCUGGCAUUUUUGAUGCAGCAGAUCUUUGUGAUCCACGUCGAGGAGCGGAGGAAGGACCACGUUCAGAUGCUGUCGCACCAUGUUAUCACCAGCGCGCUACUCGGCUCGGCUUACAUCUACGCCAUGUACAAUGUGUCCAACGUGGUGCUGUGUCUGAUGGACAUUGUGGACGUUCUGUUGCCGACUGCCAAAAUCCUCAAGUACCUCAAAUACGAGACUGCCUGCAACAUCGGCUUCGGUCUGUUCAUGAGUACCUGGUUCCUCACCCGCCAUAUCAUCUACCCGGUCGUCUGCUGGUCCGUCUACCACCAGCUCCCCCUCAACCUCACCUACGGCUGCUACACGGGCUCUACAAGCGAGUUCAUCUCGACCGACCCGCCAAACUCCUUCGCGUACAUGCUCGGCCCAUACUUCAGUCUGGACAAUCCCAUCUGUUUCAACCCAACCCUCAAGUGGAUGUUCCUCGGUCUCCUCCUGGUCAUCGAGGGCUUGUCCGUUCUGUGGUUCAGCAUGAUCGUCCGCGUCGCGUACGGCGUGGUCUGCGGCGGCAAUGCCGAAGAUUCCCGCAGUGACGAAGAAGACGAGGCCGAGGUCGAGAGUCACACGGCUCACGUCCCAGUGCACCUGGCCGCCAAAGACGGUGUGACCGUGGAGACCGUCGAAGGUGAAAAUGCCCCUGGCCUUGACCGCCGGCGGUCCAACGGCACGGCUUCGGUUCGUGCUCGGGGUCGUGGGCGUGUUCCUUUCGAUCAGAGUGAUCGCAAGGCCCUUCUCGGCCGCAUUGGAUGCGAAAAGCCCACGUAA